This is a messenger RNA of Columba livia (rock pigeon), 1710 nucleotides long. RefSeq names its product arf-GAP with coiled-coil, ANK repeat and PH domain-containing protein 1-like. NCBI's taxonomy places the organism in Eukaryota, Metazoa, Chordata, Aves, Columbiformes, Columbidae. Gene Ontology annotation, cellular component: cytoplasm. Gene Ontology annotation, molecular function: GTPase activator activity; protein binding. The record is from RefSeq and is a predicted model, not a curated record.
CCCCCCCAGAUACUGAUUCUGCAGGACAAGAAAAAAACCGAAAUCCUGCAGUUUGUUCUGUCCCUGUUGGGGGCUCAGGCCACUUUCUUCAGCCGCGGCCACCAGGGGGCGACCAGCACCCAGGAGUAUCGGGGGCAGCUGGGGGCGCAGUUGGACCAGUUGGUGCUGUGAGGGCGCCGGCGGCAGCGGGAGCUGGAGCAGCGCCACGCCCAGCUCGUGCAGCAGGACCUAUCAGAGGAGACGGUGGGCGGGGGCCGCGGAGGAGCGGGGCCGGAGGCUCCGCCCAUUGAGGGCUACCUGUACAAACGGGGCAGCAACGCCUUCCGCACCUGGAGCCGGCGCUGGUUUUCCAUCCAGAACAACCAACUGGUUUAUGUCAAACGGGCCCAGGACCCCCCCCGGGUGCUGAUCCCCGACUUGCGUCUCUGCACCGUCCGUCAAUGUCCCGACCUGGAGCGGCGCUUCUGCUUCCAGCUCCUGUCCCCCCAUAAGUCCUGUGUCCUCCAGGCCGACUCCCCGCACUCUCAGUCCCGCUGGGUCAGCGCCGUUCAGAGCAGCAUCGCCUGCGCCUUCGACCAGGGGCCCCCCCAAAACCAGGUGGCCCCUCCAGGAGGGGUCGGAGGUUUCGGGGUGCCGGGGGGGUCCCCCCGAGGCCGGGUGCUGGGGCCGGUGCUGGGGCUGCCGGGGAACGGGAGCUGCUGCGACUGCGGGGACUCGAACCCGCGCUGGGCCAGCGUCAACCUGGGGGUCACCCUGUGCAAGUGCUCCGGCAUCCACCGGAGUUUGGGGGUUCACUUCUCCAAGGUGCGUUCGCUGACACUGGAUUCCUGGGAGCCUGAACUGGUGAAGGUGAUGUGCGAAUUGGGGAAUCGAACCCUCAACCGCAUCUAUGAGGCGCGAGUGGAGGAAAUGGGGGUGCGGAGACCCCCCCCCGGCUGCUCCCGGGCGCAGCGGGAGCGCUGGAUUCAGGCCAAGUACGUGGAGAAGCGAUUCCUGAGCCGCCGGCCCCGCCCACUCGCAAGCCACGCCCACCACAGCCACGCCCACCCGCCGGGCACCACCCACCCUGGGCUACACAGUGACGAGCCUGAGGACCCCCCCGACCUGCACCCCGGGGCGCUGCUGUACUGGGCAGCCCAGCACCAGCGUCUGCCCGUCAUGGCCGACGCGCUGGCCCAUGGGGCCGACCCGGGAUGGGUCAAUGUGGGCGAGGGGCACAGGACCCCCCUGCUGCAGGCGGUCGCCGUGAACUCGCUGCUGGGCUGUGAGUUCCUGUUGCAGAACGGGGCCAGCGUGAACCAGGGGGACGGGCGGGGGGGGGCACCCCUGCACCACGCCACCAGACUGGGACACACUGGGCUGACGUGCCUGCUCCUCAAACGUGGGGCCGACGUCAACGCGCUGGACGCCGAGGGGAGGGACCCGCUCAGCAUCGCCAUGGAAACGGCCAACGGGGACAUCGUCACCCUGUUGCGCUUGGCCAAGAUGCGGGAGGUGGAGGUGGCCCAGGGGCAGGCGGGUGACGACACCUAUUUGGACGUUUUCCGUGACAUCUCCCUAUUGGCGUCUGAUCACCCCGAAAAACUCGCCCGGACCCCCCCAAAUAAGAGCAGCACCCUUUAGCCACGCCCCCAACAAGCCACGCCCCUCAGGAAUAGGCCACGCCUCUUUAGAGGCAGCAGCCAAUGAAAUAAAGGCUUGGUUUGGUCA